Messenger RNA from Brachypodium distachyon (stiff brome), 2437 nucleotides. RefSeq names its product myb family transcription factor PHL11. The transcript is spliced from 7 exons. Gene Ontology annotation, molecular function: DNA binding; DNA-binding transcription factor activity. The record is from RefSeq and is a predicted model, not a curated record. Bases 399 to 1247 code for a protein of 282 amino acids. Lineage: Eukaryota; Viridiplantae; Streptophyta; Magnoliopsida; Poales; Poaceae.
CACCAGCUAGCUCUUUGUUCGUUCGUUCCAUCGUCUCCCCGACUCGGCGCCCCUUUUCUCUCUCUCUCUCUCUCUCUCGCCACCUCCUCUCCGCGUCUCUAUCUCCGCCCACGCCCAGCGGCCAGCGGCGCGCGCGCGCGCGGCCAUAUAUCAGACAUUCCCAUCACGAAUCCCCUCCUCGCCCAGGCUUCGCCGAAAUCCCACGCUAACUCCCCGCCGCACCAGAUUCUUCGUCGCGCCGCACCGGACGGACCCCGGCCCUCGCGCGUGCUAGCUAGCUAGCUGCGGCGCGCAAGUGCACCUCCCCGGCCACGUCGCGAGGUACACCGGACGGAUAAUUGCAAGCUCGAUUAUCGAUCGGCAGAGAAGCUAGGAGGCCGGGCGGGCGAUCGGGAGAGAUGAUGUUCGAGGGGAUGGAGCGGGCGGGGUACGGCGUGGGCGCCGGCGGGGUGGUGCUGUCGCGGGACCCCAAGCCGCGACUGCGGUGGACGCCCGACCUGCACGAGCGCUUCGUCGAAGCCGUCACCAAGCUCGGCGGGCCCGACAAGGCGACGCCCAAGUCGGUGCUGAGACUGAUGGGCAUGAAAGGGCUCACCUUGUACCACCUAAAGAGUCAUCUUCAGAAAUACAGGAUGGGAAAGCAGAGCAAGAAAGAUACAGGCUUCGAAACCAGCAGAGCAGCAUUUGCUACACAUGGCAUCAGUUUUUCCUCUGCAACACCUCCGGUCGUUCCGUCUGCUGGAAACAAUAAUAUGGGAGAAACGCCACUCGCGGAUGCACUAAGGUAUCAAAUCGAAGUCCAAAGGAAGCUGCACGAACAGCUAGAGGUUCAGAAGAAACUGCAAAUGCGCAUUGAGGCGCAAGGUAAAUAUCUGCAAACAAUUCUAGAGAAGGCCCAGAAAAACCUCACUUACGACUCGAGCGCAGCUACAAACCUGGAAGCAACCAGAUCGCAGCUUACAGACUUCAACCUAGCUCUCUCAGGAUUCAUGGACGACGCGACGCAGGUGUGCGAGCAGAACAACGGAGAGCUAGCGAAAGUCAUAUCUGAAGACAACCUUAGAGCUGGCAAUCUAGGCUUUCAGCUGUACCAUGGAGUUCAGGACGCUGAGGAUGUGAAAUGCACCGCAGAUGAAGACCUGCUCCUAUUGGAUUUGAACAUCAAAGGAGGAUAUGAUCAUCGCCUAUCUUCGCACGGCAUGCGGCGGGGCGACGCGGAUCUGACGGUCGGCCAGCACAGAAGGUAAAUAUUUCCGGUAGAAAGGGCCACCAUAGAUUUAAAUUCGAGAGUUCCCUGUGCCGUAUGAGAGAUUCUUUUGGCAACCCUGAGGAUGCUUAUUUACAGUGUUCAUCUAGCGUAUGCUAAUGUAAAAUUUGUGGAGAGAUCGAGGCUAAAAAUAAUCGUAGUUAUAUAAGCGUGUGAGAGAUCUGGUUACACUGUAUACGUGGUACGAUCUAAUCGACUGAAACAUAGCGUUACAAAGUGUCGCGACAGCAAAGGCACGUUCAAGAUUCUCUGUCUCUCUUGCGGUAGUUGGGUUCAGUAACUUCUUGGUAGGUACUCCCUCCGUUCCAAUAUUCUUGUCGCGGCGGCACUUUUGUAGAAACCCCCCUCCGUUUUGUACAGCGUUGCUCCGCGCUCCUCUCCCUUAGGUAUUCCGCCCAGGCCCAGCUCCCCCGAUCUCCUCCCCUCUCCCCCUCGCUGCCGCUCUCCCUUUCCUCUCCGGCGCUCUCCUCUCCGGUCGCCUCCGCCGUGCUCUCCUCCACUUGUCCAUCUCUUCUCCACCGCGACCUCCCCCUCUCAUCUCCUCAGCGAUUUUUCCUCGUCGUCGUCGCGUGCGAAGAAGCUCGCUCGGACCAAGAACGAGUUGAAUCUCGCCGGAUCCGUUGGCUACGAGGCCGGAUCCGGUUGUCGUCGUCACGGUGCUCGAAGGGGAGGAGGCAGAGCCGUGGCCGCAGCCCGAGGAGGAGUAGGAGCCCGAAUCCGGUGGUGGCGAGCCCGGAUCCGCUGACGGCGGCUCGACGAGAGAAGGGGACGACGAGCAGCUCCUCAAGACGGCCACGAUGACGAGGAGCAGCUUCUCCACGCCACGGCAGGACGAGGAACAACGGCUCAAGGUGGACUGGAGUUAAGAUUUGGUAUGGGCAUGGAGGUUAGAAACAAGCGGAGGCCUGGAGGCUGGACACAAGCGGACUGGAGGAGAUGCCACAGUGCUGCUGUAGAGGAAGUUGGACGCAGGACUGAAGAGGGGAUGGAGCAGGCGACCUGCAGAGGGGAAGGAGGAGGCGACCUGGAGUGCGGAGGCGGAGAUUUGAAUUUCAAACUUUGUAUUAAUGGACCUGUAAUUAUUUUAAUUCGGAAGUUGUUUUUGUAAAAAUGUGUUUGUGAAGUGGCUACGACAAGAAUAUCGGAACAGAGGGGACAAGAAUAUCGGAA